Molecule: messenger RNA, 2855 nt
Organism: Medicago truncatula (barrel medic)
Lineage: Eukaryota; Viridiplantae; Streptophyta; Magnoliopsida; Fabales; Fabaceae
Product: probable receptor-like protein kinase At1g49730
Exons: 7
Coding region: 336-1235 (299 amino acids)
Biological process (GO): protein phosphorylation
Cellular component (GO): plasma membrane
Molecular function (GO): ATP binding; protein kinase activity
Source: RefSeq, a predicted model, not a curated record
UGAACUGAAUCUCCUGCAAUGGAAGCAUCUAAACCUACAUAACCCUUUCCGUAAAUUAAUUUAAGAUAACCGAACUUUUUAGUCGCUAUAAACUAAAUUUUAAAACAGAAACAGUUUUCAGUUACGCAUUCCUUUUUCUAAAUAAACAAUUUUCUUUCCUUUCACAACUUUUUUAACAAUUCCCGUAAAAAAUGACGUCGACGCACGUUAAAUCUGAUCCCAACAGAUUCGUUUUUCUUUCAGUGAAGUAAUGGAAUUUGACGGUGUUAUCUUCCUAACAAACUCCGUUAUUUCUUCUAACCGACAACGCUUCUUUCAUCAUCAUCACCAUUACAAUGGAUCCCUUGAUCCGCAAGUUCCGCCGCCACAUUCUCCAUUGGCUUCACCGAUCUCGCUCCGGAUCGGUGUUUUUUGUGAGGAGAAUUUCGUACAAGGAAGUAAGAAAAGCAACUGAUAGUUUUCAAAGAAUAGUUUAUAGCAAUUCUGAAGUUUCUGCAUAUGCUGCGAAUUUUGGUGAUAGUGGUGUUUGUUUGGUGAAAGAAUUGAAAGAUUUUGAUAAAGGAAAUGAUGAGAAUUUUCAUAGACAAGUUCAGUUGUUGGGACGAUUGCAUCAUCGACAUCUUCUUUCUCUGAAAGGCUUUUCUUUGGGACAUGAUCGCAAGAGCAAGAGACUGCUUAUAUUUGACAACAUAGAUAAUGGAAGCUUAAAGGAACAUCUCAAUGACCCUUUAAAGACUCCCUUAAAUUGGAGGACGAGGUUGCAGAUAGCUAAUGGUGUUGUGGCUGCACUGGAAUACUUGUUUCUCUUCAGUGAACCACCAAUAAGUCAUGUCUCUAUCAGCUCUAGCAAUAUUAUGUUAGAUGAGAACUUUACCCCUAAACUAUCUGAUUUUGGCCUUACCGGUGGAAGUUCGUCGCCAUAUUCACAAGAUUGCAUGGGGCCGGAAAGUUGCAAGAUUAUAUUCCAACUUGGAGUGCUCAUACUGGAACUUGUAACAGGUCAAUCUUCGGAGAUGGAAGGUUCUGAUUUAAUUGAAUGGAUACAAGAAUCCAGAUUUUUUAGUUCCAUAGAUAAGAUGUUAGACCCUGAUCUUGGAAACAGUUAUGAGUAUACGGAGCUUAAAAGUCUUCUAGCUGUGGCAAAAUUAUGUAUCAAAUCAUGGGACAAGCCUUCAUAUACAAUUCUUCAGUUAUUUAGGUAUCUCCAAAAGGAGACUGAUAUUCCCCAAGAUUAGGUAUGUUACUUGUGUUUUUUGAACACCUGGCAUUGCUUGGGAGAAUAUAGGAGAAUGUUAGUUCUGUGUGAGUGUGAAUAUCAAUAUGAUUCUUGCCUCUUGGAGAUACUCAAUUUCAUUAACCUCGUCUGAUAGGGUAUUUUCACAAUAAUUGCUGAUGACACUGAUGAAGUGUUGUCUUUGUUUCGGAUCAUUUUACAAAAAUUCACUUCUCAAAAUCACUUUUAAGGUUUUAUUUAUUUGUUUGUUUCAGCUUUAAGAAAUAAAAAUUAAAGUGUAAAGGUUUUAAUUUCUGAUUAUGGUGAAAAGUUAUUUAUAGGAGCUGUUGAAAAUACUGUAUAUCAAUAGGUGUGAACCUAAGAGAGAAAGGAUUGUGCUUUAAGGACUACCUUUCGUUUUAAAUCUUUAUGAUAUUGAGGUACUACUAUUUAUAAAAUAUUAAAGAUUAGAUACCAUUUUCUUAUUCUUUUAGGACUAAAUAGAAGAAAUAAUUGUGCUUGAAAAUGCUACUUUGCGUAGCUAAAAAUGUUCUGCCAACCGGUUCAAUUUGUGUAAAGAAGGGAUGGAGCUGGAAAAGUUAUGCCCCCUUUGUCAUUUGGCUGCGGGAAAAUCAGAACUAAUUUUUGUGUAGUUUUAGAUGGCGCAAUUGGUGUGCUUUUCUUCUCAACUUGGGACCCAUGUGUCAUUGCAAACCGACUUGAAACGAUGAAAAAUGAUUGAACUGUGAAGACCAUUAUACGGGCUGGGAUCGUCUCCAUAUGGAGAGGAUAUUGAUCCUUGUUAUGCCACAACUUUUCUGUAUAACUCUUUGGAAGGCAUCAUAUGAGUUCCGGGAUACAACCACGCUAAUGCAGAGAUGAAUGCCCAUUCCAUGAAUGUGCCUCCCUCACCUGACAUGGAGCCUUCCUGAGUCCUGAUGCAGGAUGCAGGCUCUUUAAGGAGGGAUAUAUUGUUCAGGGAUUGGUGGCAAGGAAUUACUUGAAGGAAAUGAUGAGACUAGAUCCAAGUCCAACAAUGGCAGACACAGUGGGUCAGAUGGUGCAUGCAGAUUGCACAGGAGGAGGAGCUCAACAAAAUCAUUAUUGAAACUGAUGCGAAAGUGGUUUACAAAAUGUAUUUAAUCCCCCAUUUUUCUGCAAUAGAUUUUGAUUCUAUAUUGUUCAUGAUUGUAAGUACCUAUUGUUGUGUAAGUUUCAAUCUUGUGAUGUAUUAUUCCGCUCUAAAAGGCAACCAAGCAUUGUUGUCUAUAUUGUGAUAAAAGUGAAUAAAGAAGUAGGAUAGACAAUAUGGCAAGCAGGCGUCCAUCCUACAUACUUGUGGCAUCUGACUGUUAUUUGCUUACUUCAAUUUCUGGUCCUUCCACGGUUUGUUUGGGAUUUUGAUCUGAUUGAGUUGGGGCUUGAGAUUCUAAUUCCUCAGGGUGGUCAUCAUCAGACGUUCGUAUCUCUCACCACUCCUUAAUGAAAUGGAUUUGCAAGACUCCUUUCCCUUAGGAUUUGGAACAGGAGCUGACACCUCAAUAGAACUAGGUAGGGAUCCACUAGGUCUUCUGUCUUAUUUUGAUUACCUUGGUUCUUCUGCAACAUAAUUAUGUAAAGUGAAAUAUACUCAUUCUCCCUG